Molecule: messenger RNA, 618 nt
Organism: Lineus longissimus
Lineage: Eukaryota; Metazoa; Nemertea; Pilidiophora; Heteronemertea; Lineidae
Product: visual pigment-like receptor peropsin
Exons: 4
Coding region: 1-618 (205 amino acids)
Biological process (GO): phototransduction; G protein-coupled receptor signaling pathway; cellular response to light stimulus
Cellular component (GO): plasma membrane; photoreceptor outer segment
Molecular function (GO): G protein-coupled photoreceptor activity
Source: RefSeq, a predicted model, not a curated record
AUGUCUUUGAGGAUAGACAAGAACACUGCAUGGAAGGUGGCGCUGAUCUGGACUUAUUCCGUCGUCUGGGCAUCGCUGCCAUUCGUUGGGUGGAGCCGCUACGAGUAUGAACCCUACAAAUUGUCCUGUACGCUUGAUUGGUACAAACCGUCCAUGCUGGCCAUUUCGUUCAUCGCAGCCGCGGGUACCUUCACUUUCUUCUUGCCUCUGGUCAUCUCUGCAGUGUAUUACACCAAGAUCAUCACGAUAGUCUUCAUGAACGAUCAGAAUACAUCCAGAGUCUAUCAAAACUCUGUUACAACCAACUACCGUCGUAUGGAAUUUGGGCGUUCUAAACGUGUCGCUUUGAUGACGCUAGUCCUGCUUUUGAGCUUCAUCUUGGCCUGGGGCCCAUACGUGGUCUUAGCCAUUAUGGGGUCGUUUGGCUUCUUCCAUUUGCCUUCUUAUCGGUCAGCCUUGGUUGCGCCGAUUCUGGCAAAAUCAUCUGUUUUCAUCAACCCCGUCAUCACCUACGUAUUGGUCGAGAAGCAAUUCCGAUGGGCCGUGAUAGAGCUGCUUUGCCGAGUUACAAUUCAUCCGACGGCCGUGUCACCCAGAUUGAAUCCGAUGCCGAAAUAA